CUGCAGGAUGAGACCCUGGGCGUGGUGUCGGUGCCCUCCCAGUGGAGGAACAUCCAGGACAGUCUCGGGGAGUCGAAAAGCUGCCAGACAGCCGGGAUCGCCACAGCUGAGGUAUCCACCCAGGCCCGGAAGCAGGCUGAUGUGGAGGUGCAGACCGAGGCCCCGGCGCCCAUCAGCCUGCUGUCUGCAUCCCAGCACGACAGCCCCCGGCUUGCAGCCUUUCUGCAGAGGGUGGAGGGCAUGGUCAUCCAAGAGCUGAACAAGAAUCGACAGAGCCACGCGUUUGAUGGGUUCGAGGUGAACUGGACUCAACAGCAGCAGACGGUAUCCUGUCUGCACAGCCUGAGCUACCCCGCAGCCCAAGCACAGGGUCUGCAUGUGACCAGCAUCUCCUGGAACACCACCGGCUCCGUGGUGGCCUGUGCCUAUGGCCGCCUGGACGAUGGGGACUGGAGCACGCUCAAGUCCUUUGUGUGUACCUGGAACCUGGACCGACGAUGCUUGAACCCCCGGCAGCCAUCGCUGGUGAUUGACGUGCCCAGCGCUGUCAUGUGCCUGGCCUUCCACCCCUUUCAGCCAGCUCUUAUUGCAGGGGGGCUGUACAGUGGUGAGGUGGUGGUAUGGGACCUGAGUCGUCCUGAGGACUCCCUGCUCUGGUGCACAGGCCUGACAGAUGACACACACACAGACCCAGUAUAUCAGGUGGUGUGGCUGCCCAUGCCUAGACACAGCCUCCGGUUCCAGCUGCUGAGCGCGGCCACUGACGGGAAGGUGCUGCUCUGGCAGGGGGUCGGCUCGGGGCUGCUGCAGCUCACCAAGGGCUUUGUGACAGUUGUGCAGCAACUUCCCCGGAACACCAAGCUGAAGAAGCCAAUCCGGGGAGAGACUGAGGUGGGUGUCACAGCCGUGGCUUUCUCCAGCUUUGACCCCAGCCUUUUUGUUCUGGGCACGGAAGGCGGCUUCCCACUCAAGUGCUCCCUGGCAGCAGAGGUGGCAGCCCUCACGCGGAUGCCCAGCUCUGUGCCCCUGCGGGCACCAGCGCAGUUUACCUUCUCUCCCCAUGGAGGUCCCAUCUACUCUGUGAGCUAUUCUCCCUUCCACAGGAACCUCUUCCUGAGUGCAGGGACCGACGGCCACGUCCACCUGUACUCCAUGCUGCAGGCCCAGCCCCUGAUGUCACUGCAGCUGUCUCAUAAGUACCUGUUUGCUGUUCGCUGGUCCCCAGUGCGCCCCUUGGUUUUUGCUGCUGCUUCUGGGGAAGGUGACGUGCAGCUGUUUGAUCUUCAGAAAAGCUCCCAGAAACCCACAGUCUCUAUCAAGCAAACACAGGACACAAGCCCUGUCUACUGCCUGGAGUUUAACCACCAGCAGACUCAGCUUCUGGCUGCUGGGGAUGCCACAGGCACCGUGAAGAUCUGGCAGCUGAGCACCGAGUUCAUGCAACAAGGGCCUAGGGAAGCAGAGGACUUGGACCAGCUUGUCAUGGAGGUGACCACAUGA
Molecule: messenger RNA, 1500 nt
Organism: Elephantulus edwardii (Cape elephant shrew)
Lineage: Eukaryota; Metazoa; Chordata; Mammalia; Macroscelidea; Macroscelididae
Gene: DYNC2I2
Product: WD repeat domain 34
Exons: 9
Coding region: 241-1500 (419 amino acids)
Biological process (GO): intraciliary transport
Cellular component (GO): ciliary plasm; cytoplasmic dynein complex
Molecular function (GO): dynein heavy chain binding; dynein light chain binding
Source: RefSeq, a predicted model, not a curated record